Sclerotinia trifoliorum is the source of this 4137-nucleotide messenger RNA. NCBI's taxonomy places the organism in Eukaryota, Fungi, Ascomycota, Leotiomycetes, Helotiales, Sclerotiniaceae. The record is from the annotation of a GenBank genome assembly.
CAAGUCCGUACGUACUUUUGACUUCUAACUUCUAAUAAUUUCGACCUCUUUUCUUUCCAACAUUUCUUCUCUAAAUAUUCUUAUUAUUAUCCACGAGAAAGGAGCUUGAACACAAGACCUUCUCUCCUUGGCAAACGAAUGUCUUUAAAUCCUUUUGGACUGCCCCAUCCGUCCGAAGAAACUCGCUUUAUCACUUGUAAUAAUUAGAAGUGGAGGCAUCCCAAGAUCUUGGCAUCUUGGACUGGAAAAAUAACCAACCUUCCACGCAGUAUUCGUCACGAUUCAUUCGACACUCUUCCUAAUCUUUCCUGCACUUCGAAAAUAAAAUCUUGUCUUGAGAGAAACAUCCGCGAAACCUAGCCGCACGAAUCUACGUGCCUUACGAUCAUUACAAAGGGUGGAGGAUAACGAACUAAAAUAGAAGAGGUUGGGAGCGGCGACUGGGCGCGACCAGAAUUCGAAUGCUGCGACAUCACGCAAUUCUUUUGAGGGAAUCAACUGAUUGGGGUAUAACGAGGAGAGGCAACCCAACGGAUUGAGCCUGCCCAUCUCGACUCCUCCGUUUGCGAUAGGAACCUCACGAAUACAAUAUCGAUAUCGAUAAGCAAUCGACUGCGAUUGCUCUAAUACCUAUUCUGUACAGAUCGACACCCGUUUUAAGACAGCCAAGAUGGCGUGGGAUCACCUUUCCGUCAAUAAACCUCACUUGGUUUAUAUAAUUUUGGGUGGCUUCACCUCAUUAUUUAUGCUGUGUUCCUCCUUCAUCAAGGAGCGCAUGUAUAUCGGUGAAGCCACUGUUGCCACCAUUUGUGGUAUCAUCUUUGGACCACAUGCCGCCAAUUUGAUCAAUCCUGACACCUGGGGUAACACCGAUCAGAUCACGUUAGAAUUCUCGCGUAUUGUUCUCGUGGUUCAAUGUUUUGCCGUCGGGGUCGAAUUGCCCAGGCAUUAUAUGGAGAAGCAUUGGAGGAGUGUUGUCUUUCUGUUGUUACCUGUAAUGACAUUUGGAUGGUUGAUCACAAGUCUUUUCAUUUGGUGGUUAAUCCCUCCGCUUAGCUGGCUGCAGGGACUUUGUGUCGCAGCAUGUGUGACCGCGACAGAUCCUGUACUCGCCAGUUCCGUGGUUGGAAAGGGAAAAUUUGCAAAGCGAGUACCGAAACAUUUGAGAGAUCUUCUAUCUGCCGAGUCAGGGUGCAAUGAUGGGAUGGCAUUCCCGUUUAUCUACCUUUCUUUAUAUUUGAUACGAUUCCACCUCAAUGCGAAAGAAGUUACGUUUGACUUUGUUGUUAUAACUGUUCUUUACGAGUGCGUGUUUGGUGCAAUCUAUGGUUUCGCUGUCGGUUACAUUGGAAGGCACGGAAUCAAAUAUGCGGAAAGAAAUGAUUUAGUCGACCGUGAAAGUUUUCUCGUCUUCUACUUCGUUCUUGCCCUAUUUUGCGCCGGCUCAGGGAGCAUUCUUGGAGUUGAUGAUCUUCUCGUUGGCUUCGCUGCUGGCGUUGGCUUUUCAAAUGACGGUUGGUUUACUCAAAAAACAGAGGAAUCUCAUGUUUCCAACGUCAUAGAUCUACUCAUCAACUUGGCAUAUUUUGUCUACCUUGGUACAAUUAUUCCUUGGGAACAAUAUAAUGACGUGGAAAUUGGAACUACGCCAUGGCGGCUCGCGGUCAUCGCAAUUUUGGUCAUUUUCUUCAGGCGCAUACCGAUCAUGAUGGCACUGAAACCUCUGAUACCCGACAUUAAAACUUGGCGAGAAGCUUUAUUUGCUGGUCACUUUGGUCCCAUUGGCGUGGGUGCUAUCUUUGUAGCUAUUCUUGCAAGGGCCGAGCUUGAGACUGAAGGUACAACACCCUUGGCCGAUUAUCCCGAUCGAAAUGCGCCAAACUGGCAAUUGGUAACGGUGAUUUGGCCAAUCGUAACGUUUCUCGUCAUUUCCUCUAUUAUCGUACAUGGUUCAUCCAUCGCGGUUUUUACUCUUGGAAAACAUAUCAAUACCUUGACACUCACAAUGUCCUACACCCAAGCUGGAGAUGAUGGGCCUACUUGGAUGAAUCGCCUUCCUCGUAUCUCAUCAAUAUCAAGAUCUCAAGCCAAGACAGCUGGAUCUGAAACUGAUGGCGAAGACUUGACAAUGGAUGAGAUACCUCCCGGCACCCUGCCACCUCCUGGAGGGAUACCUGGAGGAUUCUUGCGCCGUCAAAGGGAAGAGGAUAAUCCAAGUCGAGCCAGCAGUCGUCCAUCUUCAUUGAUUCCUCGACGCAGAAAGAAGAAGUGGGACGAUGGAGUAGGUCCCGGCGGUCCCAUCAGCGAGUCAGCCAUUUAUCCCGCCCGACGAAGUCGCGAUUACUCGAACGAACAAGCAUCAGAUACUUUGACGCCCGGAGGGUCUUCGCCCGACAAUGAGAAAGCAAACAUAGAUGACGAGUCCAAUGAAGGUGAGCUUGGAGAAGUACAACAUGAUCCCGAAAUGGAGGAAAUUAUGCACCAUGGCGAGAAGGGCGAGCGACGUGAUGAGCACAUGUCAAAUGCUCAACGCCACCCUAACAAGGCGGAAGUUUAUGACGAGGGUGACCAUAUCAUAAUUGAGAAUGAAGACGGUGACGUGAUCAAAACACUUAGGAGUCCGGAGGGGGGAAACUCAAAGGAAGGAAUCGAGAAUUUGGAGAGGGAUAUUAAGCAAGGUUCGGAGAAAGCUUACCAGAAGUUCGGGAAAAUAAUGGGGGUCUGGCGAAAUAAAGACGAGGCCAAGGGACUUAAGACGGGUGAGAGCUCACAAGGAAAGAAAGGGAAAGAGCCUCGCAAAACUCGAGGCCCAGCUUUGGCUUACCAGUAUGGACGAUCUGUAAGAUACUCCACGGCUUAGGUAUAUUAUGAUCACAUCGCUAACACAGUCACAGAUUAUUGUUGAAGAUGAAGAUGGAGAAGUUGUCAAAACAUAUGAAUUACCACCGGACCCAAACACCAAAGGCCCCAGAAACGGUGAACCUGGUGCUGUCCGUCAAGGGAUUACUCGUAUGGGCACAUGGACCGGACUUGGUGGCAGUAAGGCGUCCGCCGACAACCCUAACAAAACAGAUGGUACAAAAUCGGAUCCAUCCCGCCAGGGCAUAACACGAAUGGGUACCUGGAACUUUGGCAAGGCGGCUCCAAAUACCGUCAAUAAAGAAACCGAAGAAGAUGACGAUCGCCGUAUUCGAUUCACCAUUGGAGGAGCAGGACGCCGGCUAACUAAGGAAGAUUUCUUGAAAGAAAUUCAAGGUCUGGACCCCAAAGCAAGGUGCGAAGUUGUUGAAGAAAGCGAUGCACCCAAAGAGAUGAAGGAUCUGGCAAGGAGAGACGCCGAUGAUCAAAUACAGGGAAAUUUACGUCUACUCGAAGCGCAAGAUACGCAGCUAGCUGCUGACGCGCAAACCGCACGAGUGAUUGGGAAACAAAUGGCGAAACAGCAGGGCGCCAGAAUUGAUGUACAGGAUAAUGUCAGAACUAGUGGAGCGGAAAGCGGCACUAAUGAUAUACCCGAGUCAGCUGCGGAGAGGAGAAGAAGGCAUGACGCUUUGAAAGGAGUGGAUGAGGAUGAGGAUGAUGAAGCUAGAGGGCGGGGAAGGGGACGUUCUCCUGUUCGUGACAGCGAGGUUCCCGAAGAAAGAGAAACGGCAGCAGAAAAAAGAAGACGGGAGGCAGCGCUUGGUGAAGGCGUACAGAGUGAUAGCGAUGAUGACGAUACACCGCGAGUGCCGCCACCAGCCGCGCGAAGCAGGGGUAUCAGGUUCGCUCAGAGCCCAGUGAGAGGAAAGAGAUAGUUUUCGAUAAAUUGUGUACAUGCUGGGAGGUCUUAUUGUUUUUGAGAUGAUUUGAUACCUUGUUGUUAUAUUGCUGGGAAAAAUAUUAUGGCUAUACUUGAUGUAAUGUUGCUACGAAAAUAUUGAGACGAUAGAUGGAUCGACUGGCAUGUUUAAAUCAUGAUUGAUGGGUUUUGGGUAAUUUUGAAUAUAAUUUUGAAUGGGUUGUUGAUACAACAUACGAGUACAUAGCAUAGCAUAAUGAUAUAUAUAGAAUGGUAGAAUACCGAUUGGGUAAUUUGUAGAUACGGGUGGUCAUAUCCAGUUUUAGUUUGAGGUUAUAUUAUAGUACGGGAUCGCU